AUGUUAAGACCACUACAGCACCCAAUUAUCGCGUCCCGACGGAUCGUAUCAAACGCCUGCAGAGUAUCCGCCACAUACGCCCAAUCUUCCACAUUAACUUACGGCGGGCAAUCGCGAUAUAUCCACCAAUCUGCUCGAGGGAGUGGAUUAAUCAACGCAAGAUUACCGCGAAGCAACAUCACCAUUAAAAAAGGAGCGAAACAAAACAUGACAGCACCAAUCAAGCAGCAUAGCACUACCACUGCAUCAACUGAGCCAGCAGUACACGAUGUUUUCGACACCACAUCUGGAACAUGGCAAUAUAUCGUCGCGGAUCCCUCCACAUCAACUGCUGUCAUCAUCGACCCAGUCUUGAACUUCGAUCCCGCUACCCAGGCUAUAACGACCAAGUCAGCCGAUGCUCUCCUUGCUCUUGUCAAAGACAAGAAUUACAAGAUCGACAAGAUCUUAGAGACGCAUGCUCAUGCAGAUCAUCUGAGUGCCGCAUCGUAUUUGCAAAGUCGUCUGCUGCAAAGUCAAGAUCACAAGCCGCCCAUUUGCAUUGGAAAGCGCAUCGAACAAGUGCAAAAGCUGUUCAGUCAGCGAUAUGGGGUUCCGAAAAGUGAAUACAAGCAGGUCUUUGAUAGACUCCUCGACGAUGACGAGACCUUCACUAUUGGAAACAUCACCGCAAAGGCUAUCCAUCUACCAGGCCAUACGCCGGAUCAUCUCGGAUACAUGAUUGGAGACAACGUAUUCUGUGGCGAUUCUCUCUUCCAUGCAGACAUCGGCACUGCAAGAUGCGACUUCCCCGGCGGCGAUGCCAAAGAUCUCUUCCAAUCAGGUCGCAAGCUACUCAGUCUUCCCGGACAUGUGAAGAUUUGGACAGGUCAUGACUAUCCCCCAGCAGGUCGGGAACCUAUGCCAUGGCUGAGUGUUCAGGAUCACAGGGAGCUAAAUAAACAUCUCAAGGAUGGUGUUAACGAAGAUACGUUCGUGGCUCUGCGUCAAGAGCGUGACGCAGGACUAGCAGCCCCGAGGCUGCUUCAUCAGUCUUUGCAGAUCAAUAUCCGUGCUGGAAGGCUUCCUGCCCCGACGGAGGCCGGACAGAGACUGCUGCAUGUUCCUUUGAAGAUUGAGGAUGCAUGGUAG
Molecule: messenger RNA, 1131 nt
Organism: Penicillium salamii
Lineage: Eukaryota; Fungi; Ascomycota; Eurotiomycetes; Eurotiales; Aspergillaceae
Source: the annotation of a GenBank genome assembly